AUGGCGAGAGACGAUUAUGUCGAGUCGCCUCCGGAGAGUCCUAUCGAUGAAGCAGAGGAGGUGGCCGAGCUGGCAGCAGUACCCGGGGCUCCUGUCGAGCGUCAUAAUCCCCUAGGCCACAACGUCACCUUGCUGAGUGCAAUCAACCUCAAUUUUGGCCAAAUCCUAGGUCAUGGGAUCUUCAGCAUGGGUGGGGCCGUGUUGGCAUCUGUCGGGUCUGUUGGGCUCUACUUCACCGCCUGGAUCCUUGCGCCCUUACUGGCAUAUGUUGGUUUAAUGGUCUACAGCGAAUUGUCAAGCUACUUUCCUCUGCGAUCAGGAGGAUCCGUCGUAUACCUUGAGCAGCAGUAUCCAAGGCCGAAGUUCUUCGUGCCUAUCGUAUUCGCCGUUACCUCGACACUGCUCGCUUAUCAUGCUGUUACGGCGAUCGUUUUCGCCCAAUACUGGCUUGUCGCAUUCAGUUUGCCGAUCACAUCAACCAGCCAAACAGUCGUUGCAAUAAUCGGCACGACUGUCACAAGUGCGAUUGCGUUGGCGUCUACCAAGUGGAGUUUAAGGAUCGUCAACGUGUUCUCUAUCUUCAAGGUUCUCUCCCUUAUCUUUGUGGUCAUCACCGGCAUCGUGGUCCUACUCGGUCUCACCCAUAUCAAAGACCCAUGGACGCAUUUCCAGCAUCCAUGGGCCAAUUCCAACUGGGACCUCAACGGCCUCGCCAACACCCUCAUCAAAACGAAUACCGCAGUAGCCGGCUGGCACAAUGCGUUCUUUGUGCUGGGUGAAGUGCGCUCUCACGAUCCGGUGCGAGUCGUCAGCCGAGCGGGCUACAUUUCCCUCAGUAUCACGAUUGUUUUGUAUCUGUUGACUAAUGUCGCUUAUAUCGCGGUCGUGCCGCCUGAGGAAAUCAAGGCGAGCGGACAAUUGGUUGGGGCGCUGUUUUUCAAGCAUGUGUUCGGAGAGAGCGCUGCGGCCAAGAUCUUACCGAUUAUGGUAACAGCGAGCUGUUUCGGGAAUAUGAUUGCGGUUGUAGUAGGCUCUGCACGCGUCUUACGUGAGAUCGCACGCCAAGGCCUCCUCCCCUGGCCCGCAUUCUGGUCCACCUCACAUCCCUUCGGCACCCCUUCCGUACCAAUCAUCUUCAAAUGGUUCCUCAGCGUGCUCGUCAUCCUCCUUCUCCCAGCAAAGGACGCAUUCAACUUUCUACUUGAUCUGGCCAGUUACCCGUUUCUCGUGUUCGGCGCGGCGUUCACCUUUGGAAUCUGGCCUUUGAGAGAAAGGAUGAAGAAGAUGGGACUGCCGAAGUGCAAAUAUGAGAUGUGGGACGUUUUCAUUGUGCUGGUACCGCCGGAAGAUGGUCAGGGAGAUGUCUCUUUCUGGUAUGGUACCUACUGCGUAGUGGGUAUGGGUGUCUUACUUUUUUCUGCACUUUUCUACUAUGUGUAUAUUGUCUAUCUGCCCAAGCGGGGCGGCUACGAGAUCGUGGAAGAGAUAGAGGACUUGCCAGACGGCGCAAGGAACGCGCGUCUAGUGAGAAGAUACAAAGCUCAGGAGGCGUCGACAGAGAACGAACCUCUUCUCUCAUGAUCCUACAUUUCAACUAUAGACCUCUCUCGUCAAAACCUCUAUACCUCACGUUGUAUGUAAUACAUAUGGAAUGCUCGACUUUCUACGAUGCACAUUUUUAGAGGAAGUAAAAAUGACCAAUAGCAACGCGCAUUGACACGAAAGUCUUCUGGUCGAGGAAAGAAGAGGAUUGAUACAGGUGAGGUCGUGGGUUUGAUGUUGGGUCAGAUUGCGUUGCUAUGUCAUGCCGUUCUGGAGAACAUCAGAGUUGUAUAUCGUUGCG
Messenger RNA from Dacryopinax primogenitus, 1843 nucleotides. RefSeq names its product amino acid transporter. Gene Ontology annotation, molecular function: L-amino acid transmembrane transporter activity. Bases 1 to 1581 code for a protein of 526 amino acids. The transcript has 10 exons. Gene Ontology annotation, biological process: amino acid transmembrane transport. The record is from RefSeq and is a predicted model, not a curated record. Lineage: Eukaryota; Fungi; Basidiomycota; Dacrymycetes; Dacrymycetales; Dacrymycetaceae. Gene Ontology annotation, cellular component: membrane.